AUGGAUUUCUCGAAGAGAUACAUGGUCGAUACAAAUUACCAGCGAUUCGUUGUCGACCAGCUCAAGUCGCUCAUCGAUGCAGAUGUUGCUGCCAUUGCCGUGAACCCCAUCUUCGGGACUCUUUGGCGUACUGUCUGCAAUGACCGCGAAAACCCAGCCCGAGAUGGCCUCAUUCAGUCCUUCGGUUAUGCAGUUGAUCGCAUCUCCGAGCCAGAGAAGAAGAGUCGGAUGAAGACUUGGUUAGAAGAGUCGUACGAUUAUGCCGCAGAGAUCCUCGACAUCGUCAGCCAGGUCCCCAACGAGGAGAGAUACCCCUGCGUAUUCUUGGACCCGACCGUAUUUUUUACAAACGAGGGCAACGGCGAAGACGACAAGGCCAAAGCCUCCGGCAAGCAAGGUGUCGCUGGUUUCACGCGUGACGAGCUGAUGGAGAUUGGUCGUUCCUGCGACUCUCGCAUUCUCCGCAGGCUCGGUCGAGUGCUCACACGACUUACCUAUGUCCAGUCUGAGAACACCCUGCCUGCCCACAUGAAAGGUAACGAGGAGGUCAUUCGGAUUCCGAUGGCACUUGCGGAUGCGAAAUACCAGCGCAAGUUCUGGAGAAUACUCCUUCAUCUUAUUCUUCCUGGAACAAUGCUGGCAGCCCGUCCCGGAGCGCUUCUAGCUGCACUGUCUCUGCGUAUGGGCUUGAAACCCCUUACAGAAGCUGCCGACCAGGAACUCCUAUUCUUCAGCAAGAAGUGGAACAACCUGGACAUACCGGAAACUUGGAACGCAAGCUGCCUUUCAUUGCUUCUCGACGCCGACAGAGACUACGAGAAGCGAGUCACAGAAGGCGUCACCCAUCGCCACAGCCACGACGCCUGCAUCUUGUCGGAGGGAGAUCGUCAGCUGUUCAAGACGCUAGUCGACUACAAGCUACUUGAGCUCAACCUCAAUACCACGCUCCAGGCCAAGCUUGGUUGGCAUCCGGAGAAAUCCAAAGUCGCGCUUGGGCCUGUCGUGAUCUGCAAAAGCUGCAGCUUCCCUCGCUCAGUCACAAUCAUGGGGCGCGACGGUGUCUGCGGUCUCUGUCCUCAGAUGUGCAACUGCAAUAUCUGCCAGCCCUUUGAGGAUGAAAAGCUAAGAAGGGAGACGAACGUGCGUGCUGAUGAUAACGAGAAGACGGAGGGCACAUGGGUCGAGUGUUUCACGCCGACCUGUCGUGCCCAGUACGUUGUCUACAACCCAGACUCUCUGAACGUGCGUCCCAAGUGCUACUACUGCCGACACAGUAGCUCGGCAAAUGCCCCCUGGGUUGAGUGCUCGCAGUGCCUUAACCGCAUUAUCUGGCCAAAGGCGUACCAACCUUCUGACUUCGAUGCCGCCAGCUUCAAAUGUCCUGGCUGUGUAACGAACAGGGUCACUAUGAUUGACUACGAAACUUCUGCCAAAAGCUUGAGCGGAGAAAACGGCACAUCAUGGCUUCUUCGCAACGAAAACGGUGCCAUCAAAGACCCUUUCAACGGCCGAUCUCUCUUCCACACCAUCUCAGCAGUCUCGGACCGACAGUCUUUAGCAGCCAAUGUAAAGGUUCUUCCAGCUGAAGCUGGACAGUCUACUCACCUGACCAUUCGUGGCAAGGUGGUGCACAACCAAGCGGAGGUGUUCGACUCGCUUCGUUCCUGGGUCGAGUCUCGGAAAACGGAGGCCGGCGAGUGCAGUUUAUGCUUCUCCAACAUUCGAAAGACCGAUUUGCGUCAGGCAUGCGGCCGCUCAGGCUGCCAUCAGACCAUCUGCAGUGGAUGCUUGCAAGACUGGUAUGGUCUCAACUCCCGGGGCAGGAUUAUCAACAUCGCCGCUCUAUCGUGCCCUUUCUGUCGCCGCCAGCCGACCCGCAAAACAGUAUCCGCCUUGGGUCUGUCUCAGCUCGGAAACCUGGGCACUGCCGUGGAAGAAUCCGGAUCGUGGAUCUAUGCUUGGUGCGAUGACUGUGGCCUCGCUCGUCGCUUCGUCGAGAGGGUGUGCGCGGCGGGGGCUCCCCAAGAAGUGUUCAACUGGUGUUGCGAUGAGUGCAAGGAGAUGAAGGGCACGAAGCUGCAGCUCAGAAACUGCCCUGGUUGCGGCACUCUAACAGAGAAAAUGGGUGGAUGCGACCACAUUGCCUGCACCUGUGGUGCCCACUGGUGCUUCUUCUGUGGAGAGAACGUAGGACUCGCCGACAUCUACGAUCACAUGGACCGUGUACACAAUGGUUGGUGGGACGGGCAGGACGAAGAACCAGGUGAAUACAUGGAUUAG
This is a messenger RNA of Colletotrichum siamense, 2280 nucleotides long. Its product is annotated as putative ariadne-like RING finger protein R811. Bases 1 to 2280 code for a protein of 759 amino acids. The transcript has a single exon. NCBI's taxonomy places the organism in Eukaryota, Fungi, Ascomycota, Sordariomycetes, Glomerellales, Glomerellaceae. The record is from RefSeq and is a predicted model, not a curated record.